Molecule: messenger RNA, 2611 nt
Organism: Pollicipes pollicipes
Lineage: Eukaryota; Metazoa; Arthropoda; Thecostraca; Pollicipedomorpha; Pollicipedidae
Gene: Hmbs
Product: porphobilinogen deaminase-like protein l(3)02640
Exons: 7
Coding region: 169-1260 (363 amino acids)
Biological process (GO): heme biosynthetic process
Cellular component (GO): cytoplasm
Molecular function (GO): hydroxymethylbilane synthase activity
Source: RefSeq, a predicted model, not a curated record
UCGAGCGUUGAGGUGGCGCGUGGUGCGGUCCGCGCAGCUGUGGUUGCUGUAACAGUACAGUGUGACGGCCGGCGGAGUAGAACCAAACAAGGACAGCUCUUCAUUCCGGUUGUGAUCAUCAAGUGAUACAGAGUACAUUCCUGUACAACAUUUUCAAUAUUCUUGAAGAUGGAAAAGAAAAUACGAAUUGGGACAAGAAAGAGUGAGCUGGCCAUGGCCCAAGCUAAGUGGGUAGAGGCAGAGCUAAAGAAGCUGAACCCCCAGCUGGAGACAGAAAUAGUGGGGAUGACCACUACUGGUGACCAGAUCUUAAACAAGCCUCUCAGCAAGAUCGGCGAGAAGAGCCUGUUCACCAAGGAACUGGAGCGGGCGCUGGAGGAGGGGAAGGUGGACAUGGUGGUGCACUCGCUCAAGGACCUGCCGACCACUCUGCCGCCCGGCAUGAUCAUUGGCGCCAUUUGCGAGCGCGAGGACCCCAGGGACGCCGUGGUCAUGAAGGAGGAGCACCGCACCAAGCGGCUGACCUGCCUUCCCGCCGGCAGCAUCAUCGGCACCUCGUCGCUGCGCCGGGCGGCCCAGCUGCAGCGGCGCUACCCGCAACUGACCAUCUCCUCGGUGCGCGGCAACCUCAACACGCGGCUACGCAAGCUGGACACGGGCGACGGCGAGGCAGCGUUCGACGCCAUCGUGCUGGCCGUCGCCGGCAUCACGCGCAUGGGCUGGGCGGACCGCAUCAGCCACGUACUCUCCCACGAGGACUGCAUGUACGCGGUGGGCCAGGGCGCGCUGGGCCUGGAGUGCCGGGACGGCGACGCGGCCGUGCUGCGGCUGGUGGCGGAGCUGGCCGACCGGCCGACGCGGCUGAGCUGCGUGGCGGAGCGCGCCUUCCUGCGCCAGCUGGAGGGCGGCUGCUCGGUGCCGGUGGCCGUGCGCUCGCAGCUGCACGACGAGACGCUGCACCUGACCGGCGGCGUCUGGAGCCUGGACGGAAGCCAGGAGAUCCGGCGCACGCUGGCCGUGCAGCUGCCGGCCGGCGGUGACGGCGACGGCGACGACGGCGACGCCAGGCCCGGCUGCAGUAACGGCGGCGGGGACGGUCAGCCGCCACACUUCGUGGCCGUCUGGGCGCCGAGCAGUGAGCACGCUCGGCUGGCUGCCGCCGAGAAGCUGGGGGUCGAUGUGGCCAACCUGCUGCUGCAGCUCGGCGCCAAACCCAUCCUGGAGGCGGCCAAGGCAGCCAACGACGCGACCACAGGCUGAUGAGGCGCCGGCAGCCCCUGAGCUGGGCCAUGGUUGGCCCUGUUUGCGGGGCUGAGGCCGUGCCUUCGCGGCCUCCCGGCUUAGGUGCUCGCAUCCUCAUGACAAGCCUAUGCAGUGUUGUGUCGGGCGGAAGAUUAGUGCAAUCGCUGCGCCGCGCCUGGCAGUAGCCGCCAUAUUGUUUGUUACAAAUUUGGUUCUGUUGGCUGUUUUGCUAUCCUUUACAAGCUUUACAUGAACGUUUUCGGUGCGAGCCUUCGCCGUGUGCCUCUUUGUCCGGUUACAUGGCUUGACAUCGCGGCUGGGUCCUGUUUCUCUCCGUCCAUCAGUCGGGUCAGGCGCUGCCUCGGUGCGCCUCUCCUCAGCGACUUUAUAGCGACGCACGCGGCCCCGCACCGGGCCGCUGCGCUGGGAGAGGGCGAGGGAGGCGGGGCUGUUCCCUGGCACGUGACGCGCCGCCACGGCCGGACUGGUCGUGUACCGGCGCCGCGAGUAGGAGUUGCGGGAGUGCGCUAGAACGGGACGUGGUGGCGGCAACAUGUCCGAGCGCGGUCGGUCGGGCCAGAGCGACGACGGGUUCGAGUGCGGUCGGUCGGUCGGUCUGGCCGCAGCGACGACGGGUUCGAGCGCGGUCGUUCGGUCGGUCUGACCGCAGCGGCGACAGGUUACAGCGCGCGACGCGGUGACGGGUGGGAGCGCGGUCGAUCGGUCGGGCCGUGUCAGAGCUUACGCCGCAUUUUAAGUGCGGCAUAGAUCCUGGAUCUAUAUCUGACAGCGAACAAAUGCCGUGUAGUCUGUCUGAAUCAUAUAUUUAUGCAUACGAAUCGGGUUAAGUUGGUGGAUAUAUAUGUUGGCAUAUCGUGUUAAACGUUUCGCAACGAAGAUAGUUUUCCGCGACCGGGUGAGACCACGUCAGCAGACAACGCAGUGCCAUUACCACUCAGAUGAAGCUAAAAGCAUAGGAUAGCUGAGGACGAGCGGGCAGAAAUAAGGAGCGGGUGCGGGCACCCCAUGCAGACGUCACUACAAAAGCGGGGGGGGGGGGGGGCGGACGCGUCACCACUGUGCGGCCGUCCGUCCACCGGCGGCGGCGACGGACAGCCGGCAGUCUAGACGCGUCCGCCAGUACUGCUGCUCCACAGCCGGUCCUGGCUUGCGCGUCUGCCUCCACUUCCUCCAGAAUGGGGCAAACAAUAAUUGGACCGAGCACUUUCGGGAACGGUGCGGAUCACCGUCACAAAUUAAACGCCACCAAUCACUGGUGGAUUCGUAACUACCUCGCGUCGUUCAGUUCAAACCGCGGAUGACCACACGCGAAAGGACGUACGCCGAGGCGGGCGUCUCCCGCAGGCCA